This is a messenger RNA of Monodelphis domestica (gray short-tailed opossum), 4520 nucleotides long. It is a transcript of the gene ELMOD2, whose product is annotated as ELMO domain containing 2. NCBI's taxonomy places the organism in Eukaryota, Metazoa, Chordata, Mammalia, Didelphimorphia, Didelphidae. Gene Ontology annotation, molecular function: GTPase activator activity. The record is from RefSeq and is a predicted model, not a curated record. Gene Ontology annotation, cellular component: membrane.
GCGGGUGAGAAGACUGAGAGAGGCGUAGUUUCCGUCCGUAGCAGGCUGACGGCAGCGGCAGCUGGAGCGGUAGCGGCGGCGACUACGGGAGCGGGAGUCACGAGUCAGUCCCAGCUCCCGCUUGUUCUUCCGCGAAAAAAAUGUUCAUUUCCAUAUGGCAGUACCUCUAUAGGCAUUUUUUUCGAUUUUGGAUGAAGUGGAUCUUGCGAUUGAUUACCAGAAAAUGUGAACUACAGCGAAUCUGUGAUAGUUUUAUAAGUGGAGAAAGAACAUACAAAAUGGAAAUUGCUUUGGAAUUCUCAAAAAAUAAGGUUUUACAAAAGGCUACAUUUGUCAAUCAAAAUAACAUAGAAGAAUGUGUAGAAGAUAUAAUGAAAGAAAAGAAUAUUAACCCCAAAAAGGACAAAAGGUUUAAAGUCUGCAUGAAAGCAUGCUUAUUGCAGAUAUCUGGCUAUAAGCAGCUCUACUUGGAUGUAGAAAAUAUAAGAAAAAGUUCUUACGAUUCUAAUAACCAGUAUCACGAGGAGCUACUAUUGAAGCUUUGGAGUCUGCUGAUGCCUUAUGAAAAACUGAAGGCUAGAAUCACCAAGCAGUGGUCUGACAUUGGUUUCCAAGGUGAUGAUCCCAAAACAGACUUCAGAGGCAUGGGCUUGCUGGGAUUAGUCAAUCUUGUGUAUUUGAGUGAAAAGUACACCAAAGAAGCUCAUCGGAUUCUAAGUCAUUCAAGCCAUCCAACUUUGGGAUAUUCCUUUGCAAUAGUUGGGAUCAAUCUAACAGAAAUGGCUUAUAGCUUAUUGAAGAGUAAUGCUUUGAAGUUUCAUUUCUAUAACUCUGUUUCUGGUUGUCCAACAAUGGAACACUUUCAUCAAUUUUAUUGCUAUCUCUUCUAUGAGUUUGACAAAUUUUGGUUUGAAGAGGAGCCAGAAAGCAUUAUGUAUUUCAACCUUUAUAGAGAAAAGUUUCAUGAAAAAAUUAAGAGACUUCUGUUGGAUUUCAGAGUAAUACUUACCUUAAAAGUAUGAACAGUCCUACACAUCUUCUGAUUCCUACCAUGUUUUGCACACAAAAUUGAAUUUCUAUGUUGUAAUGGAAUUUCUCUGACCAAUUUUGCUGGAAACUUUAACAGUGUAACUUUUUAUACAUAAUUUCUUACAAAAAAUUCCAGAAACCUCUUUAAGUAAGCUAGUGGACAAUCAGUGUGUGUUUACAAUUGUUUCUACACUGCACUCCAAAGGUAAGUUGCUCUCCAAAGAUCUCCUCUGUAGGGUCAUGUGAUCUAUAGUUGGGGACUUGGGACUUAGCCCUUUUGGCCAAGAAGCAUAAAUCAGGUAUUUGUACUACAGCAGGUUGAUUACCUUGUAAAAUCACUACCUUUUCUCUUAUGCUGAAGACUGUCAGGUAAGUAGCAACAAGAAAGUCCUUUUAGGGUAUUUUUUAGAACUUUGUAUUCUGACUUCUCUCAUUUUAUUUUUGUUGGUGAUAGAGAGCCAAAGUAGUGGGAUAGGUUGUUCAUUGAUGUUCAUUUCCUAUUAUGCUUCAGAAGGUGACAUUAUUGAAAGCAAAAAGGAUGCAUAGCUAUGUGAAGAUUAAAAAUCAGUUUUUGCUUGAUUUAGUGCCAGCUGAGUUCAGAAAAGAUCUUCAGAAUAGAAGCACUUGGUAUAUGUAAGAUUUUUCUCUCCACACAUACUUGAGAAGUAUGAUUUGUUGCUUUUCUUGGAACUCAACAAGAUUUUCUGAUCUAUCCUCAAAUCUUGAACAUACAGUUUCUGUAGGCCACUUUUUUCAUAAUCCCUCCUUUUAACCUUCAUAUGUAUACAGAUGAAGUAACUUAUUGCCAAGGAAAUCUUAAGUUGUUUUAUGAUAACCCAAAACUCUACUUGAGACUUAAAUGAGGGAUGCCAGCUUCAUUUUUUUUUAUCCUUUUAGUCCAUUCAUGUAGGUAAUGUGACUAGAGUACUCUUGCUCUACUGUCUAGAUUCAUGUGUAGGCUCUUUGGGGCAAAAUAUGUGAAACAUCAAUAUGAUGAAUAAUCUCUUACCUAAUGUCCGUAUGGUAACUUACCACAGUAUGAGGGCCAUGAAGAUGGUUCUGUUAUUUCAACCUUGGUUCUUACCCAUUUCAUGAAAUAGUAGCAACCAUGUGGUGAGGAUUGCCAGUCCUCUUUUAUUUCAGAUUUUAGUGCUCAAGGCAACUAAACCAAAAGGUCUUGGAAAACAGGAAGUUUCUUUGUUUACUUAAUACCCCUUUAUAAUACUAUGAAAGCCAUCCUAUGAUGAGCUUGGUUUCUUUUGAAGUACAGUAUUAGCACUUUUUUUUGGUCAUACGGUACAUGGAAAAUGUUUAAAUAUUCUUUUUUUUCUCUCUGACAUAUCAAGAUAUGAAGCUUUCAAUAUUUGUUCUUUCAUAUUUGUUUACAAAUCUCUCCUUAUUCUUGUCAUAGAGAGAAUUAACAGGAAGUAACUGGAUUGGAAAGUAGCAGAUGCAACAUAAAUAUCACAUACAUUUCACUGUGCAUUCAAUAAAGUAACUAUUUUCUUACUUAGAUAAAUAUAAUUAUAUUUUUAAUUUGAUAAAAAAAAUUUUCUUGAUGUAGUUGGGAUGUAAAAGUCCUACUAUUAUGAAUAUUUAGCAUUGGUUUUCUGGAAAGAGAAAUGAACUAUUUUGGGAGAAAAGGAAAAUCACCAUUUUCAAAGAAAAGGAAUAAUAACAAAAACUGCUAAGCUAGAAAUCCAAAAUACAAAUACAAUAGAGUUCUAACACGGAGCAAAGACACAAGGAAUAAUUUCAGUAUAACUCAAAGGAGAUGUUAACUGUGUGUUUUGUGGGGAAACAAUUGUCAUUUCUUUAGUUCUCAUUAUGAAAAUUUGCAUAUUCCCAUUUUAAUGUUCCAGAGAGACCUUUUUAACUGGCUUCAUGCUCUGCCAGUAAAACAGGUUGUUGAAGUAAAGAAGGGUGUGUUUCAUGUAAACAGAAUUUUUCUCCUUAUAACUGAUUUCUUCAGUUACCCUGAUGCUAUAUUCUAUACAGCACAGCAUGGAUUUUUUUCCUUUCCAUCACAAAAUAGUCAAGUUGCCAUUUAAUGGGAUGUAAUUGAUCUAAAUCAAGAGUUGUAAGAUUCACUGAACCAGAAGCCAACACAAGUCAGGCUUCAAACUGUAAAUUAAAAUGCCAACUGAAUAUUCUAACUAUACGUGCAUAAUGGUGGCAUACAUUAGAUAAAAACCAAGUCCAGUGAUGUAGAUUUUCUAAUUUAUAAUGAAACAUUUCUUCUUCUCUUCUCUUGAUUUUCAAUAUAUGUAAAGUAAAAUUUUAUGCUAUUGUUUUUGUACCAGUAUUUGUGAUAGUUUGUUUCUGUAACAAUGACCCUGAUGCCAACGUAGCGGUAGAUACAUGAUUGUGGUAGCAGGAUAAUUGAUUAUGUGUUACUGGUUUAGAGCAUCAAACAAAUGAAUCAUUAUUUUAAAAAAAAUUGUGCUGGGGUGAAGGGUAUUUGCCAAUGGCAAGAAUAUUCUGAAAAUGUAGCUUUUGAGAUUGUAGUGUGUCUAUGUUCUGAAAGACAAUCUUCCAACAAAUGGGCAAAAUCUGCAAUUAUAUUGUUAAUCUCAGUACUAGCCUCUCUGUAUCAAUAUGUGAUCUUGAUAAAAAUUCACUUAUCAUUUUAUUAAAAUUAUUUGAAAAAUGGAAUAAUUUCUUGGAAAUAUCCCUGCUCUGAUUUUUUUCAACUUAAAACACUUUGAAUUUUAACUUAUUUCUAAUUAAAAUAUUUGGACUCUAAAAAUAUUUUAAUUGCUCACAAGAGUAGUUGCUGUAAUUUUCACCUUCUAAGAAGCCCCAAGUAGUAUUAAAUAGACAAACAUAACUGUGAGAUAUUUGAAAGAAAGAGCAUUUGUUUGAGUAUUAAAUACAUCAUGGUAUGGUAAAACUGUCUUAGAAUAUGAUAGAGGAAGCUUCUUUGUUUAAGUAGUUAGGUUUAGAGAAUUGAAGAAUAGAAUAUUACCUUUGAGAAAUACUGAAUGGGCACUAACUUAAAUAUUGGUACUGUUCUGAUUUCAAUGUUGUAAGUCUAAAAUUAGGUUUGUGUCAUUCUGAUUUUUUACUCCUCUCCAAGGAAGUUUGUGGAGGUGAAAGUUUCAUUGUCAUCACUAACCUAACCUCUUCACACAAACUUUUUAUUAGGAAGAUUUAUUAAGAACCCUCUUAAAACAUGAGACUGAUGACAACUUCUGAGGAAAAGGAAGAAUGUAGUCCAAGUUGGGGUUCUUAAUUUUGUAGCUACGGUGUUGCUACAUAAUGCUAGAAUGAAUCUGUUCUAUUUUCCUUCCAAAAGAUGAACUCCCAAGAAUAAUUAUAUCUCUGCUUUCCCUAGAAAAUGCUUGCAUAACAGCAACCUGUAGAAAAUUAAGUGUGAGAGUUUUGAAUGGAAGAUGGGACUUAUCUUAACCUAAUGUAAAAGCAAUGUGCUGUGUUGUUUUUGUUUAGAAUAUGUUAAAGGAGCAAAUAAAGUCCAAACUGUUCAAGAA